GCCGCGGCCCGGAGCGAGACUGGCGAGCACCGUUAGCCCGGCUGGCGCGCGGCGUCGGCCCGGCCGCCGUCAGGCCUCGCCGCUGCCCGGGGACAGACUCCCCGGCGGCUGACAGCCGCGGAGGCGGGACGACGGAGGGCCGUCAGCCAGCAAUCGCGUAGCCCGAUCACCCAGGAAGAGAAAUUGUAAGCAGAUAAGAAGAACGCGUUCAGUUUGGGACACCAUUUGCAGCUGGAAAUGGGGAAUGGACUGUCAGACCAGACUUCCAUCCUGUCCAGCCUGCCGUCCUUUCAGUCCUUUCACAUUGUUAUUCUGGGUUUGGACUGUGCUGGAAAGACAACAGUUUUAUACAGGCUGCAGUUCAACGAAUUUGUAAAUACCGUACCUACCAAAGGAUUUAACACUGAGAAAAUUAAGGUAACCUUGGGCAAUUCCAAAACAGUCACUUUUCACUUCUGGGAUGUUGGUGGUCAAGAGAAGUUAAGACCACUGUGGAAGUCAUACACCCGAUGCACAGAUGGUAUUGUGUUUGUGGUGGACUCUGUCGAUGUUGAGAGAAUGGAAGAAGCCAAAACUGAACUUCAUAAAAUAACUAGGAUAUCCGAAAAUCAGGGAGUCCCUGUGCUUAUAGUUGCUAACAAACAAGACCUGAGGAACUCGCUCUCUCUCUCAGAGAUUGAGAAGUUGUUAGCAAUGGGGGAACUGAGCUCAUCGACUCCUUGGCAUUUGCAGCCCACCUGUGCAAUCAUAGGAGAUGGGCUAAAGGAAGGACUCGAGAAACUACAUGAUAUGAUAAUUAAAAGGAGAAAAAUGUUGCGGCAACAGAAAAAGAAGAGAUGAAUGGCAGUACCUUUUAUAUUGGUGUGGAAUAGGUUUUCCUGGGUCUGAUUUCUGACAAGCUGAAGAGUGUCUACAGCCUGGUUUGCCUGUCUGCCCUCAUGGAUGCUAUUAAAGCUUUGUUUUGUUGAACAGUCAGAUACCCAACUCUGUUGCCUUGUGGAAGAUGAGUCAAUGCAAUGCUUCUUAAAGUGGUCUCUUCUCCCUGACCCACAAAUCUUUUGGUACUACCAUUUUGGGAAAGUCAAAAAAGGCUAGUAAUUGACCAGAAAACAAUUUUGUGGAAAUUUGACCUGAAGUUAGUGAAAUAAAACUUUGAAGAGUGUA
Molecule: messenger RNA, 1164 nt
Organism: Mus caroli (Ryukyu mouse)
Lineage: Eukaryota; Metazoa; Chordata; Mammalia; Rodentia; Muridae
Gene: Arl4a
Product: ARF like GTPase 4A
Molecular function (GO): GTPase activity; GTP binding
Source: RefSeq, a predicted model, not a curated record